Messenger RNA from Anopheles coustani, 7868 nucleotides. RefSeq lists its product as uncharacterized. Gene Ontology annotation, molecular function: transcription coactivator activity. Gene Ontology annotation, biological process: regulation of transcription by RNA polymerase II. The record is from RefSeq and is a predicted model, not a curated record. The transcript has 10 exons. The coding region runs from base 329 to 5671 and encodes 1780 amino acids. Lineage: Eukaryota; Metazoa; Arthropoda; Insecta; Diptera; Culicidae. Gene Ontology annotation, cellular component: mediator complex.
UGUGCGGCUGUGAAAGUGAUGGCUUGCAACUAGCCUAGCCGUAAGAAUUUGUUUGCUUUGCGUUAGAUUUCGGUUUGGAAUUGUUUCCGUUCUAUACGUGUCUUGUCGUAUCGAGCUCUCGAACAUGGCUCUUGAGUUGCAGUGUUGGUGCCGCGAACAAUAGAAAAAAUCAAAUGGUUAACUGUAGUGAUGUGAUGUCGGCGGGGACUCCAUUGUUGGGCACGGCGGUGAUAAAGUGCGUUGCAAAAAAUAUUUGUUCCUUCUUUGACGAGCAAUCAUUCGAAACGGCCAACGUUGGCAGUGGUUCCAUCGCUACCACGCGUGUGCCAUGUCCGAAAACGAACUUGACAAAACGCUCGCUCAUGCAAUACAGCCGCACGAUAAAGUUCACCGCGCGACGUCCCCGCAGCAGCUGCAAUCGCAAUUUCCGAAUUUAGAAGCUGCAGUACAUUAUCAGAGCAACAUCGAUCCCAACCCGGCGGGCAUUCGGCAGAAUUAUUACCGGAUACCGCGCAAUUUUCAACCACCGCAAUCAACCACCAACAAAGAUGGGCCACGGGUGUGUACAUCACUUCCGUUGUACCUUACCAAGAGUGACCUGUGCACACUUGUUCCGCGGCCUGGUAUGGAGUAUGUGCCAUUGAGGACUCCAGCUGCCGAGCCGUACCACUACCAUCACGUCACCGAUCAAACGAAGUCAUUACAGGAGUUACAGAAUGAAGUCGGUGCCCUGUUGGAGUUCCGUGAUCUGGUUAUUGAAACCUUUCCCGAUCUUAAAUCCAAGAUGGCUUCCUCAGCGGCGAACAGCACCCUCACAGGCAUAUCGUCGUCCUCUUCGUCCCUGGCGAUCCGGCGUGAGUGGGAACCGGGUGGUAUACGGAUCCGGCGCAAACUGAUACCGAAAGACACGGGCAGCGGCAGCAUCGGGGGUGGCGGUUCGAGCAGCACCACCAUCAUCCCGGGUGGCGGUGGCAGCAACGGUGGCAGCAUCAGCAGCAACCACAGCAACACCGCCGGCCUCGGUGCGUCCCCCGGCUCGGCACCGGCGGUUGCCAGUGUUGCUGGCAGCAGCGGCGGCGGCACCACCACGACCGUCCUAAACCAUCAUCUGCAGCAGCAGCAGCAACAUUCGCAUCAACACCACCACCAUCAUCAUCAACAUCACCAUACGCAAACACAGCAUGGUAGCAAUAGCAGCGGCAACCAUCCGCAUCAGCAGCAGCAGCAGCAGCAGCAGCAACAGCAGCAUUCGUCGUCCUCGCUGAUCCGCAGCCGAAGUAACUCCCAUAGUGGUAAGAAGGAACCAAAGAGCGGUGAAGGCAACAACGGUAGUGUGAUACAGGAUUCCGGCUUCUCGACCGAAACGUCCUCCUCGAAGGAGACGCACAGUGCGGCGUCCUCAACGAGUGGUGCUGUGCAGGGAGGUCUCAUACUCUCUACGACCAUCAAUCGACUGGCGGUGGAAACCGAAGAUGAACUGUGGAAUCUGCUCGAUGUGAUACAUAGGAAGGGCAGUCGGCUCCGGGAGGAGGUCGAUCUGCACCUGGAGCGGGAGAAAAGUAGGGCAACCAAUUUAGCAAUUAAUCAUCCUUCCCACCACCAUCAUGCGCACCACCACCCUCCCCAUCUACCCCAUCCGCAUCAUCAGCAGCAGCAUGUGGUGUCGGCAGUUGUUCCUCCUCCUUCUACUACCUCCAGUGGCGCAGUGGCGUCGGCCGGUGGUGUUGCUACCCACCAUCAUGGGGCGGCGGCGGCGGCCAGGAUCGGUGGAAGCAGCGGCGGAAGCAGUAGUAGUCACAGCAGCAGCAGCAGCUCGGGCAACAAUAUCACCAUCCACCACAGCAACCCGGCGGCGACGACGGCCACCAGCGUUGUGGCCAGUGCUGACGCCAAAAGCUCCACCACCGUUAUCGUGUCGGGCGCCGGGCCGACGGUGGCCACCUCGGUGGCGGCCGCGAAAAGCUUCCAAAGCCAGCUGCUGCACACCACCGAUCCGGCAGCGGGUGGUGGUGUUGUUGCUGCCGUAGGAGGAGGAGGACAACCGCCGGUGGACCACAAUGUACAAAUUUUGCGCAACGAGCGCGACCGGCUGCUCGACAAGCUGUCCACGUACGAGGCGGAAACGUUCGCCGGGCGCAUCCGGGAGGCGAAGAUGCACGACGAGCUCGAGACGCUCACGCUGACCAUGCGCGAUCUGCAGGAGCAGCUGAAGGUGGCCAACAGUCAGAAGGUCGAGCUGAACAGCAAACUACAUGAUCUCCAUCUGCAAACUGUAAAUAGAAGCGCGCCUAGUUCCCCCGAGUCAAUUAAAGUUCGUCAGCAACAGCAACAGCAUACACCAAUACCACCACCUCCAGCGUCGUCAGCAUCAUUAGCAUCGUCAUCGUCAUCACCCGCCGAUGCGCAGCAAUCGCCAGCGCACGCACUGAGGGCGCCUUCCCGAUACCAUCUGCUGCAAGGAAAUGGAAAGUCGUCGGCGGCACCACCACCGCUGCCACCACUCGAUGAUCCGGCCCUGGUGGAGGACCCGAAGACACCCCAAUCGGUGGGCGGCGGCGCUGGUCUUGGGCGGCUGGAUGCGCUGCUCGGUUCGCCGCCCCGCCUCCAGAAGGUGCGGACGCUCGACUCGAAGAAGAUUGCCGCCAUCCUGCUGGAGACGAACAUCGUCGAGCUGCAGCGUCACCUGCUGACCGUGACGGUGCAGAAUCAGAUACUGCAGCAGCGGCUGGAACAGGCCACCCGGUCCCGGCUCUUCCUGAGUGAAAAGUUUGAAAAGUCGAAAGAAGAUCUGGACGACCUAAGGUUUCAGCUGAUGGAAAAAUCGAUCGAACUCGAGGGCACCAAGGCGCAGCUGCGGGUAAUUGAAUCGAAAUCAACGAGCGGCGGUAAAUCGGCGCCCCCGUCGGCCGAGACUAGUCCCGAGCAUCAUCAUACGGCGGCCGGGCGAGGUGCCACGGGCCAGCAACAGCAGCACCACCACAACGCUGGUCACUUGAUGCAGCACCAUCAGCUGCACCAUCACCACCAGCACCAUCAUCAUCACCAUCAGCAUCAUGCGAACGUGGUGUCGUCGGUGACCGUCAACAGUCAGCUCGCGAUGCGUCUGCCCUCGUCGCAGGUGUCGACGCCGUCGAUGAAGGCGAUGACGCCGGUCGCCAUGGACGAUAUGAUCGCGCUGCACCACAGUAGCAGCACCGAAUCGGCGCAGGACCAGGCGGAGCGGGACAUCAGCAUCGGCGGGAAUCGGUUGCAUCAACAGCAGAAUCUGCAGCAGCAGCAGCAGCAAACGCAGCACCAAGCACCGGAAACGCCACGGCGACGUCCUUCGAAAAUACCACUCCCCGGCACGAAAGGAUCGGCGGCUCCAAAGCCACCGAGUGGGCGAAACUUCUCCGCAACGCCCACCCCCACGACACCGACGGGUCCGUCAGCGAUGCAAAGGCCACUAGGAGGGGGCGGCUCAUCCGGGCCGUCGUCGAACCGCAGCCUCACGAAGAGCACCGGCAGCCUGUACGUGCGAUCCGUCGAUGCCGGCUCGUUCGGUGCCGCCGGACAGCAUCCGCAUGCGGGCGCGGGCGCGACCACGGGUGCUGGCAGUAGCUGGCGAAACAGCAGCAGCAGCAGCAGCAACAACAGCAAGGAGACGCCGUCGCUGGAGAAAUCGCGCUCCUCAUCGAUACCGAUCUCCUCGUCGUCGGCGCCCAAGCUCGUUGGCGGUACAGGCCAACCGCCGCCGGUUUCGCCGCCCCACCGGCCAGCGCCUACGAUGAUGACGCUACCGCCACCCCCGAUUCCGCCCACCGCCUACGGUGGUGUGAUCAGCUCGUCCCCGUUGCCGCGCCCCAAGCGCGACACCCUCACGACCAAGGUGAAGAACUGUGAUAGCCUAUCCCGCAAGCAGUCCUUGCGAAAGGACGCACCCAGCACCAACACCAACGCCACCAGCAUUGGCAGCGGUCAGUCGACUACCUCCGCGGCACCGCCGGCACCGGCGAUACGCGAGCGCAAACCGAGUGCCGGCGGCGGCGGGGGCGUUCUCCGGCACGCCUCGAGCACCUCGCUCGGCUCCGCGGACACGCCGUCGUCGGCGACGGGGGGCACCAACGUAAGCUCAGCCACCAGCAACACCACCACCACACCCAGCGACAACGGCAAGGCCCGGAGAAGUAACACGUUCCGGCUGGCAAAAUCGACGCUGACGCCCCUGCUGCUGGCUACCGGACCGCCCGGGCCCGGCUUCAUCGUAGCGUCCCCGUUGCCCGGCAUUGGAGUGACCGGCACGAAACCGUCGGGAUCGGUGGAAGCCGCCACCGCCGCCAUGUCUCACCGAGGUAAUGGAGGAUCGGCACGCACGAGAUCGAAAACGUCGACCGGUGGGACGACGGCCGGUGCGCCGCCUGCCGUUGUCCGUGCCUCUUUUUCUACCCCUUCCAUGGCGAGCGUGCUGCGUGACGAAGACGCCGGUGGCACGCCCGGCCAAAGAGUCGCCCGGAACCUGAUCGGCGAAUAUCUCGCUGCGAAGAAGACCAAGUGUGACUUUCAGCAGCAGCAGCAGCAUCAGAUGUCAAUACCACCACCAAUUUUUCACGUCCAUCAACUGACUUCUUCUCGGCAUAUCAAUCAACAGCACCAGCAGCGAGAAAUGGAGGAGUUGGCGUACAAACAUCCGAUCCUGUUGAAAGCCGACGAGGACGAAGAGGAUGAAGAGGUGGCGCUGGGUGGCGCAAGUCGUCCGCUCGACAGUGAAGACGAUUCGUCGAUCGAACUGGUGCUGCAGGAUGAUUCGAGGGACGAUCAACAACACUCGAAUAUGUUGAGCUAUGGCAGCAAAAAUGGCGACGAGGACGACACGAGUGCGGCGAACGAAUCGCUGAUCGUGCCGCGGCCAAAGAUGAUAGCAUUCCACUCGCUCAAGGGUACGAAGGAGGGCCAGCGGCGGCCCGGAUCGCCGACGAUCGUCACCACGACGAGUACCACCACCUGCCGGCUGGUCGGAAAGGUGAACCCGAACAUCCUGAAGACUUGGGAGCAGCUGAGCGGGCAGCAAGCGCACAACUCGUGCGUGCACCAGCAGCAACGCUCCGCCUCGACUGGCCGAUUGCUUCUGCUGGCGGAAGCCGCCGGCGUGGGCACCACCGGAACCGUCCGUCAACCACUACGACGUACGGCGGCGGCGGCUAGCUCGAGCGGGUGUCUUUACUUCGACACCGAAACCGAGCACCACGACGACGACGACGACGACCAAGGCGAUGAUGGUGAGAGUGCGGACGAGCGGCAGAGCUGCCUGCUUUACUGUCCCCAGCAGCGCGCCUACCCCCACGACGAGGGCGAGCGUGAAGAGGAGGACGUGAUGAUCGAGUUCAAGGUGAACAAGCUGCAGCAUCAUCCGGCGGCGGCGACGACCGUUUCGGACAGCAGGACCACCUCCUCUGGACCUCCUCCCGUCGGUAGCACCUCCUCUGAAGGGGUCGAUUUCUACGACAGCAUCGACGCGGACAGCACGCCACUACCACCGGGCACUUACACAGCCGGGAUGCUUCUCGCCGAUAAUGAUAGGCCGCCGGAAAACAGCUACACCGAUCUGCCCAGCGUCGCUGGCGGCGAGGGUCUAGCCGAGUUCACCUCGAUCGAUCGCAAGCGGCUUUGGUCGAUCGAAAUCAGCGAACAGUGACGUAAAACCCCCGGGAGCAGUAGUCGUUGCUCUUAUCAGUAUUUUAAAACCAUUCUCGGAGCCGCCACACACACCUACCUCGGUGUUGUAGCGUCGGUGCAUUAUUUAAUCUUCUUUUUUGUUUUUCUUUUAAACUACAAACCGUUGCAUGCAUUCCGUACUUUUGUGAGUCGAGCACAGGGCAAAGGCGAGAAGACUUGGAUGCAGGAGUGUUGGUGAAGCUAGUGCAGAUCUGCAUUGUUGUGAGAUAGAACCGUUGAUUACUUGAUAAAAGAGCGGGAGUUUUAUAAAAAUAACAAAUUUUUACUAUCAAGCUCUCUGCCUCAUGCUAAACAUGGUCGUUUGUACGCAUGCAAUCGAAAAUCAACCUUUCGCGGGGCAUCAGUUCGAUCGAGAAAGGGAAAGGAUCAUGGCACCCACGCAAGAAAAGGAUAACAGUUCCGGUGGUUUUUCGUCCGUACGCUUGUGGUUCCCCAGGAGGGAAUAUAGAGAAAAACCUUCCCACCCAUCUAGUCAUCGCGCAGUGAAAGUAAACGUGGCCGUCGGUGGGGAACGAAGCUUACAUAUAUCCUUCGAAAUAGCAGCUAGCGCAGCUCUCGGUUCGAGAUAGGUAGGCUUUUCGCUGCGAGAUCAUAACCCGCUUGACACCUAUCCAUUUUCUUUUUCUUCUAGAAGGUGUUGUUUCUUGUAGAGAGAGAGCAUUGUGGUGGUUCGCCUCACCGGUGGUUUGCAGGCGAAAUGCAAAGCACACGGGUUUGAUGCGCCAUUUUUUCCGCCGCGUGCUUAAGCAAGCAGGACGAGCAUACGACGAGCGAAGAAGAGUUCAUUGCCAGCUGCCCGAAAACAUUCAAAAUUGAACUAGUGGAAGAACCCCCGGACCAGUGUUUGACUGACCGAUUGUUUCAACUCGCGAUUUCUUCAAACCAUAGCAAGUUUGUUUAUUGGUUUCUUUAAGUUUCGCCGACCCAAGAAUGAGGAUCGAUCCACAUUUUAUACAUUCCUGCCUUGGUACCCAAAACAUGUGGUACGAUCCACUGGUCGGCAGCUGUUUGUUUCAGUUUUACCUGGCAAUACUAUGUACCAACGAUUCCGUUGUCUUGAGCUAUUAACUAUCUGCACUUCACGAGGAAUCUUUGCAAGAUCAGCACUGGCAUUAACAACUUUGGUUGUUUGACAUAUAGAAAAGGCAAAUAUUUCCUUCACACUUAUUCCCGCGCCCAAAGCAUUUGAAAUGGAGUUUUCUUGUGAGCAUGACCGCAUGCUAUGAAUGCUCUCCUGUCCAAGGAUGUGGAUUGAAAACUACUGGGUUUUAUUUCCAUUCUUCAGCAUGCCGCACGAGCCAAAGCAUUAUGUAGAUGCAACAGCAAGAACAAUUUACAAUCGGCACGAUGCAGUACGCAAGUAGCUUAGGUGAAAUGGAUGUGCGUUGCAAAACUUAGCAGAUACUUAGUAGAACAGAUAAAGAUCAUGGUUGUGGGGUGUUUUUGUGGGCGUGUGCGUGCGUGUUUAGGGUUGCGUUAUCGCGGGAUGAGGCUGUAACUUGUCCCCUUCUCUUCUUUUCUUACUGCAAGUGGUGUAAGGAUUACAUUUUAAGAUUUUGACGAAUACAAAAUGUAGCAACAAAAUGGAAACAAACAGAAAAAAAACAAACCAGGGAUAAAUAUUGUAAAUAACUUAGGCGGUGGCCAGGAUACAUUUUACGAACACAUUUUAGCGUGAGGCAGAGGUAUGUGUGCCGAACCGUGGCAAAUUCAAACAUAUUCCAAACGAUACUGACCCACUAUUCUCAUAUGAAUCAACUAAAUCAAGUCAAACCCGGUGGAGAGAGCACGGAGAGAAGCGCAUCCUUCUAUUGUACGUUCGGCGCAGGGAAGGUGGGAAACGGACAGGACAGGAGUGUAUGUUUGUACGUCGUCGGGUUGGGUGGUGCCGGAAGUGCGGAGAUCUAUCGAUCUGCCGUGCUCUCGAUGUAGGUUUAUUGCGUGUUUUGUUUUGUUUUCCUUUCACUUCAGUAAAACGGUUUUUCUUGAUUUGUUUGUGUCAGCUCUCGAACUAACGGGUACAAUUAAGUAUUUUUUUUUACAUUAUAUAAUAAUUAAUAUUAACGUUCUUAUUUGUGAUCUACAUUUUCCAACAAUUAUUAUGUAUAUUUUGUUACUUAGAAGAUAGGCGAAACUCUGCAACACCUUCGACAACA